CGUCAUCACCUUUUUAAUCAGACUGAAUCACUGUUGAGAGUUUUGAAGAUGGUCGCUAAUUGGUCAGUUCAGAUGAGACUCAACCUUUCGGUCUAAAUCUGGGUCAUCAUGUUAAUACCACUUUGGACUCAAUCAAACUUUGUUCAGUGAAUGAUGCAAACGUGCACUUAUCUAUGAUGGAAAAUGAGGAAUGAUAUAUUUGAAUUAUGCAGCAGGUAAUUUGAUACGAUGCCAUAACAAAUUGUUAUCUGUUCUGAUAUCUGCAGCUAUGGAUCGGGUGAACUCACCUACUCCUUCUUCAUCUCCAGCCAUGUCUGACACCUUUUCCUCCUCUUGCUGCAACUCUUCCAGCCCCCUCUUCUCCACCUCACUGUUCUCACCUCCUUCCUUUUCCGGCCUGGACCUCCUGUUCGACCUGAAGCUCCUCUUCAUCCCCCUCUACUCUGCUGUGGUCCUGAUCGCCUUCACCGGCAACCUCCUCCUUCUAUUUCUCAUGUGGCACAACAAGAAAAGACACAACACUACAAACUUCCUAAUCACAAACCUGGCGCUCGUCGACCUGGUCAUGUGCAUCUUCUGUGUCCCUUUGACGGCAUCCUAUGCUUUUGACAAGCGUGGAUGGGUAUUUGGACCCUGCAUGUGUCAUUUUGUCACCGUCAUGCAGUCUGUAGCAGUCUAUGCAGCGGUCCUGUCCCUCAUGGCCAUUGCAGUCGAUCGUUACGUUGUUGUGGCUUACCCCAUUCGCAGAAGAGCAGGUUGCCUGUUCUGCUGGGGUCUGGUGGUCCUAAUCUGGCUGUCCUCUCUGGCUUUAUCAAUACCUACAGCGCUGCACAUCGUCUACCUGGACCUGCGGGCUGCAGGCCUGCAGAUGGCCGUGUGUGAGGAAUUCUGGGAUGGCCAGGAGAGAGGUCGCCUUAUCUACUCCUGUUUCAGUCUCUUCUUCUCCUACUUUGUCCCGCUGGCUGCUGUUUCUAUUUCUUACUGUGCCAUAUCCUAUCAGCUGAAGCGGAGGACCACAUCUAGCUUGACAGCAUGUCCAGAGCUGAGAUCUGCGCGGGCAGCAUGGAAUAAACGUAGAAGGAAGACCUUCUGCCUGCUGCUGGUGUCCGUCCUCUGUUUCGCCUUUUCAUGGCUCCCAUUACAGGUGGUGAAUCUGAUCCGUGACCUGGACACAGACUUCUCCAUUUUGGGGAAGAACUACGUAAACGUCAUCCAGGUGUCGAGUCACCUGUUUGCCAUGAGCUCCGCUUGCUACAAUCCUUUUAUUUACGCCUCACUACACGACAAGUUCCUGUCGUACCUGUGUAGCCACUUCCUGUUCUGGAGGAAGGGUUACGGAAAGGAGCGGGGUCAAGGGUCGAGCAUCCUGAAAAUGUCUAAAGUUCCACGUCUUCACACCUCCACCAUUGUGGCAGAUUUACCAUGUGCUGUUGAAAGUAACAUUGUUCCUCAAGACAAUUAUGCUUAAGAAUCAACAUCUUCUUCACUUCAAAUUUAGUAUGAAUGUUGCCAAUCUUCCUUUUGACAGAUAAAUGGAGGGAAAAUAUCAUUUAUGUAAAGUGGAGUUGCAAGGCUUUCAUGCAACAGUGAUCCUGUGUACAGCUGAUCAUAGUCACCAAUGAAACACACAAUGGCUCUGUCUAUUUGACAGAAUUUUAUACAGGUGGAAAAACACCAGCCGGCUUUGUUGAUGCGUUUAGUUAGACGCUGCAUCUAUUGCUCCUCUGUCCGUCCUGGAAGAGGGAUCCUCACAUGUGGCUCUCUCUGAGGUUUCUAGGUUAAAUUAUUGUACAUAUUCAUAUUUUUUCCAUUUGUAAUUCCCCAUGUCAACUGUAUGUAUAUAAAAUUUGCCCUUUUUAUGUACUGUUUAGUCCAAUAUCUUUCCACUUUUACUGACAGAGUAUUUAGUUAAUUGUCCAUGCUUUUAUCAUGUGUAAUAUAAGAUCUAUCUUGUUGCAUUCCACUUAAUAUACAAAUGUAUCUAUAUAAUUUUAAUAAACUUUACCAAUGAGGGUACAGGAAUUAGAAUGUGUUUCUGUUGUUCAGUUUGGCUUUUACUCAUGAAAUGAUUUCUUUC
Messenger RNA from Hippoglossus stenolepis (Pacific halibut), 2077 nucleotides. RefSeq names its product prolactin releasing hormone 2 receptor (gene prlh2r). The transcript is spliced from 2 exons. Gene Ontology annotation, molecular function: neuropeptide Y receptor activity; neuropeptide binding. NCBI's taxonomy places the organism in Eukaryota, Metazoa, Chordata, Actinopteri, Pleuronectiformes, Pleuronectidae. Gene Ontology annotation, cellular component: neuron projection; plasma membrane. The record is from RefSeq and is a predicted model, not a curated record. Gene Ontology annotation, biological process: G protein-coupled receptor signaling pathway. The coding region runs from base 191 to 1468 and encodes 425 amino acids.